Actinia tenebrosa (Australian red waratah sea anemone) is the source of this 5022-nucleotide messenger RNA. RefSeq names its product ELAV-like protein 1. Gene Ontology annotation, molecular function: mRNA binding. Gene Ontology annotation, cellular component: ribonucleoprotein complex. NCBI's taxonomy places the organism in Eukaryota, Metazoa, Cnidaria, Anthozoa, Actiniaria, Actiniidae. The record is from RefSeq and is a predicted model, not a curated record.
GGAUGCUAAUGGCGUUGGACCGACAUGUGGUCGAGUGACAGCUCUACUUUUUCGUAAAAACUCACCUUUUUUUAUCCCAUCUACGAAGAUUUUAUCAUCCUCAAGCUUUUAAGAGUUAAUGGUAAAGUGAGAGUUAUCAGAAUGGCUUUAAACCCUUAUGGAGGCAUGGAAGAAUCUAAUUCAUGGAAACCGUAUUGUGUGUCAGAGUUACCCAAGGUCGAAGUACCCAUUAUGUACAACUCGCAGAAUCAACAACCUCAGGGUUUAAACCAAGGCAAUACCCAAGCUCAAGAAUACUCUUCCAAUGAUGUGUCUACCAGUCAAACAAACCUCAUCAUUAACUAUAUCCCACAAGCAAUGACAGAUGAAAAUUUUAGAAUGCUUUUCCAAGCAAUAGGGCCAUUAAAAAACUGCAAAAUCUGUCGAAACAAGGUUACUGGUUGGAGCUAYGGGUUUGGGUUUGUUGACUACUUCACAGCUGAGCAUGCCCAGAAGGCCAUUGAUAAAUUAAACGGACAUCAAGUUGAAAAUAAACGGCUGAAAGUUGCGUUCUCUCGUCCUGGUGCAGAAGUCAACAAAGGUGGUAAUCUGUAUCUGCGUAAUCUCCCAAAACUGGCCAAUGAAAACCAAUUAAAGACUGCAUUUGAAGUUCAUGGAACUAUUGUCAACGUCCGCGUGUUAAGAGACAAGGGAACAGGAUUGUGUAAUGGUACUGGCUUUGUUCUUUUCAACAAAAAAGCAGAAGCGCAAGCUGCCAUGGAUGCAAUGAAUGGGAAAUUUAUUGAGGGUAGUACUGAUGGACUUGUUAUUCGCUUUGCGGAUGAUAACUCUCAAAAAUUAAGGCCUCCUAACAAGGCAUACGCCCCAGGAUUUGUAAACCCUUCACAUUUUCCUAUGUCAGGGCCCGGGCCAAUUAGACCAUCUACAAAUCGCUUUCAGGCACGUUUUAAUCCAAUGGGAGGGAAUGUCGGAGCACCAAUUCCUCAGCAACCCAAUAUGAGGCAAGCCUCUGAAGUCGGUGGCUUUACCUUGUACGUGUACAACAUUGGUUUCCACCCCAAUGAACAAAACCUUGCCGCCCUCUUCUCAAAGUAUGGAGUUGUGAACAAAGUGGAUAUCAUUUGGGAUUGGCAGAAAAACCAAAGCAAAGGAUUUGCUUUUGUUUCCAUGGCAACAAGAGAGGCUGCACAAUUGGCAAUUGAUAACCUUAAUGGAUAUCAGCUAUACAAUCGGCCCCUUCAAGUAUCAUUCUAUGCUGGAAAAAGUGCAAAACAGUGACAAGCUUCAUGGUAAAGUUGACAAAAUGUUUAUAUAUCAACCACUGAUUGUCUUAGAUGAAUUGCAGGGCAUGAAUUUAACUUUUAAUCCCACUUGCAAAACCUUCCAGUAAGCUUUGUUCUUACUUGCAAAAAAUAUUUAAGUCGACUAGUGACUGAUCACAGCAAAUAACAAAUGUUACUUGACGCAGGUUCUAAACUUUUCAGCCCUCCAAUUUCUGGAACUGUGGUCAUACUUAAAACUUAGCUAGAGAGAAUAAGAGAAAAAUAUCAAAUGCCCUUGGCAGGAUUCGAACCAAUGUCUUGGGUAUUUUAGUCCGAUGUGUUAACCACUACACUACAAGGACCAACCACGCUGGUAACUGGCAUAUAUUUUUCUCUUAUUCUCUCUACUUCAUUAUAUACACACCGAACUGUAGUUUUUUUUUUCUUUUUUUUUCUUUUUGCUUGCAUUUUGAGAGUUUUUGAGCUUAAUUUCAUGCCCUGGAUCGUAACCAUUUCUAACAUUACAGUAUAAUAUACAGUGUAAUUAUUAUAAGCAGUGACAAGCUGCAUCAUGGUGAAGUUGACACAAUACCCCUGUAGUUUAUGUAGUUUUUAUACAGUAUCAACAAUUGAUUGUCUUAGAUGUAUUGCAACCAUGUUUUAACAUUAUUAUAAUAUUGUUCCAAGGUUAAGUUGAACAUAAAGUAGUUUCAGUGCUUAAAACCAGAAUUUAUUGAUCACCAGUCAAUAUUUAGAUUCCAAGAUGUGAUGAUGGCUGUCAAAAAUAUCAAGGGUGGGCAUAAUUGUUCUCUUUACCUUGAGUGUAAUGUUUUCCCAUUUCAGACCACAUGUUAUUCCCUAGAGUAUUAUUUCUUUGUUUAGCUGUUGCAAAUCAGAAGACAGAGUAAUAGACCUCUUUACCUUGGGCAUAAUGUUUUCCCAUUUCAGACCAUGUGUCAUUCCCUAGAGUAUCAUUUCUUUGUUUAACAGUUGCAAAUCAGAAGACAAAGUAAUACACCUCUUUACCUUGGGCAUAAUGUUUUCCCAUUACAGACCACAUAUCAUUCCCUACCAUCAUUCCUUAAUGGUUAUGCAUGAAAACACACAUAAAUAUGGAUACAACUCAAACAAAGAAUCUUAUGAGAAUGACACGUUGGAAAACAUUAUGCCCAAUGCAAAGAGCUCUAUAGCAAUUUAUUCCGGCAAAAGGAUUACCUUUUUACAUUUUUGCACAAAAUUUCCUCAAUUUCUCGUGUGAUAUUUUAAGCCAUCAUAAAAACUUGGAAUCUUACUAUUGUUUGAGCCCUGAAUUUGGUCCAAAGGAUUAUUUUUAGUAGAUUAAACCAAGAUAAAGUAAAAGUAGUAUAAAAACUAAUCGUCAUUGUUGUCUGGUAUGACAAAGUACAUUGGUAAAGCCUGGUCCAAACUGUAAAAUAACAGUAAUGAUGAAAAGGUAAAUUAUACACCGUGAAAAGAUGAAAAAACUUACUGACGUUUCGAUGCUAGUUUUUCAUCUUUUCACAGUGUAUAAUUUACCUUUUCAUCAUUACUGUUUCAUUAGAAACACCGACGCAGCUCACACUAGUUUUUAGCUAGUUAUAUCUUCUGUAAAAUAACAACAAGCUCGGGUGGGUGUGCUGUUUAUGCUACCCAGUUUGAUUAAUAUUAAGGUAUAUGUAAUAAGUAUAUGUACAUUUGGACAUUAAUCCUUUGGCUGAGUAAAGGUAUGACAAAGGGGAGAACCUCUCUUUUUUUAAUUCAACAAAGAAAAAAUGAAAUGUCAGUUAAGUACACCUGUUUAUUGUAUCAUGUUCAACUUGUCAUAACAAUCCAUUACAUUACAAAUGUACACUUUGUCCAAACCAUUUGCAGUAUUUCUUCAACAUGUCACAUGAAAGCAAUCAUUUGUUUUAAUGCUAAGAAUAAUAAUUGGUUAUUGGGGGCAAAACAACACGAAGAAACUUGAGAACAAUUUGAUUUUUAGAACUUAGAAAAGCAAUAAUAACCACCAAAAUUACAGCAAAAAUUGUUGCAUUGAAAUGAUAUUGGAAUGUCCUUCCAUCUUCAAUUAGGAACUCUGAGAGCUUGUCAUCAUUCAAGACUUCUUUGAAAACUCAUUUGUUUAAUUAGCUUUAAAUGUGUGACCUUUAUUACUUUUCUGAUUAUUGUAAUCAUCAUUUUUGUAUUAUUUUGUAUUCCAUCUUUCGCAGCGCCUAGAGCAGCCCUGGAUAAGCGCUUUACAAAUUGUAAUUAUUAUUAUUAUUAUUAUUAUCAUUAUUCCUUGGAAUAUCAUCAAGUCAUUUUAGAUUUUGGACAAAACAUGAGUUAAUGGUCAACACUGGACAUUAACUCAUUUGCAUAAACCUGAAAUGAUUGACGGCUUGGAAAAGACCAAAAUCCAAUCGGAGUUUUGAAAUGGUAGGUUGUGAUGCAAUGAUUUUUGCUGUAAUACCGUUAUUUUUGUAGACAACUAAAUCAUGUGCUUAUUUCUUUACUGCAACAAUAACAUAAAGUAACAUUGAGAUAUAAACAAGGUAUGACCAAGCUAAAACUAAUUUGGUUGGUCAUCAUGACCAGGGACUGACCUGUCGUUAUUUUUUGCUCUGUCAAACAUAAGAAUAUUGCUUAUUCUAACCUUGUUGUUCGAAACAAGUUAAAAGUUAUAUUGUGUAGUUCCAGAAAUCAUCCAUACCCACCCCACAGAGGAAUUUGGAAUUUCCGAAGAGUAGGGGGGGUCAGAGAAAGAACAAAAGUUGCAGCUGAGUUUGUAUGGAAGAAAAUUGGAAUUCCUGGGGGUAGGGGAUGUCUUAAAAAAAUUUCUCCGUGAUGGGGGUAUGGAUAAUUUUUGGAACUACACAUUUGUAUUUACCUCUUAUUUAUGAUAGAUGUUCAUUUUUGGACAAUUUUGUUGGAUUUCAAAGUAAAAGUGACUAGGAAAGUACAGUUUCAGGAGUUCAAUGACAUCAUGGCUGUUUCAAUUAUAUGUUUGAUAUGCUUUUGAAUUCCUAUUGAUUGACAUAAAUUUAUGCCAUUCACAAAUUAUGCGCUACACCAUGAGAAAUAUUUGUCGCUUGACAUAAAUUUAUGGUCACUUGACAUAAAAUUAAUUUCCUUCAUGAAAUACUUCAGCAUGAGAAAUAUUUGUCGCUGGACAGAAAUUCAUGUCAAAAUAUAACUUUUAACUUGUUUCUAGAGCAACAUUUUAAAAAGUUUUUCCAAAUGUCCAUGUAAAAUAAAGUAYAUAAAAACUUGUAAAUUCAUCAGAACAUGCUUUAUAUUACAAUUGGAACACACUGACUGGGACCACUUUAGCCAAUCAGGAGAGAGCAAACUUAAUAUUGUAUUGACCUCGGCCAAUCAAAAUCUCUCAUUCCCACAGUUGUUGAUAACAUCCAAGUUUUUUUCUCAGAUAUCUAUUUUCUCAGUCAUUCUCUAGAGUAUCAUUCUUCUGUUUAUCAGUUGAUCAUCAGAAAAAACACGAAGAUGGACACAACUGAAACAAAGAAUCUUAUUCUCAAGGGAAUAACAUGGGCUGAAAUGGGAAAGCUUUAUUUGGUUUAACAUGUAAUUAUGAUGAACUCCCCUGAAAAAAGUGAUAGGGAAAAUUAUAUUCUCGUCCUUGAAAUCCAGAAGAUAUUUUACUAGGCAUUUGAUCAGGGUAUUGUAGUAUAUUUUUAACUUCUGUGUAUUUGCUUAGUCUAGUGUCAAGGGAUUUGCUCUUCAAUGAUAGAAAAAAUAAAUUAUGUUAUUUCUCUGUUCA